Messenger RNA from Cadophora gregata, 1449 nucleotides. RefSeq lists its product as uncharacterized. The coding region runs from base 1 to 1449 and encodes 482 amino acids. The transcript has 3 exons. Lineage: Eukaryota; Fungi; Ascomycota; Leotiomycetes; Helotiales; Ploettnerulaceae. The record is from RefSeq and is a predicted model, not a curated record.
AUGGGUUCGAAGGCCCUACCGAUACUCAUUACGUCUGGCUGCGCCACAUUUAAAGCCGCUCUUAGGGUACGUGUCCAAGCAGGUACGACCGUGACUCUCUUCGGCACAGGCUUCGACUUCGAACCCGGCACUUUCGCAGAUCUCAUCGAAUACCAGGCCACGAUAUCUACCACACCAGCUUGUGAAUUGUCCACCACAGAAAGCUUGGAUGUUAACAUUGGUGCUUUUGCUCAUGCUGUGGUGGAGAUCAACUUUUCGAAGUUUGGCAUGAGUCCGGCUGUCAUCACUACAAUCUUGGAAUUGCCGUUGCCGAGUCUUUGUCUCAGUCGGCAGACCGCGACGUCCGGGACGGCUUUGUCGACGGAUUCGGCACUGAAUGCGGUCACCACAAGUUUGGUGCUGCCGAUGCCGCCCACGACUGUCUCACUUCUUACAGGACCGCUUGCUACGCAUGUCAUCCCAACUCUAACGAACAAUUCAACGGGUAGAUUUUUUCUUCAGGCUUCAGGUAUAUCCUCUACCCAAAAGGUUACUGCCGUUAGAUCCAUCCCAUCAGGCAUAUUCUACACCAGACCAAUAGUAAACAGCACCAUCACAUCCGCGCCACCACUUACCACAUCGACUGUUUAUACUACCGAGAUCAUAACGCUCACAUCAUGUGCCGACACAGUACUCCAUUGCCCGGCAAGCCUGGCGACAGAAGUGCUCAUCACCAGCACCAAGAUUUUAUACACGACAGCAUGUUCCCGACCAUUCUCCAGCCAAAUUUGUGUCCUGAUCUCUGCACACUGUGGUAUCAGUAUCCAAAAUUGCUCUGCUCUCAACUUCCUCCAUCCUCACUACACAUACAACAAUCUCUUCAAAAUAAUUACUCUUCCCUUCACCGCAAUUCCCUUAUCCUCACCACCACCAACAUUAAAAAGAACAGAAGCCCUCGUAUCUCUUACUAUCAAAACUGUGUCACCACUAUCACUCAGACUCACACCCUGCGCCACGCCGCACGUCGAAACAGUCUACACGCCAACAUUCACGAACCCCGUGUAUACCAUGCCAACAGCUACCGUGUCUGCAGUGCCGUAUCCACAGUGGAAUGUCACCUCCACGUCCUUCUUGCACUCUUUUCCUGUCACUUCAAGUAGAAUUGCACGGAUCAGUGUCAGCACGAGUAGUGUUGAGCCGUUUGCUGUGUUGUUGAAUAAACCUCCCGGGGUGGAAGCUGCGUACGACUCUCCUACUGCUAUUCCUACAUCUGUUGCUCAGGGUCUUGAAGAGGUUGGAGCUGAGAAAAAUAGUAGCAAUGGCACUCUGAGAGCAAGUGCUACGGAAAGCCUCAAUACCUGCAAGGGUAUGUUGGCACCUUUCACUGGUGCAGCAUCGGGACCUGUUGGGUCUGGAAGUGCAUUUACACUUGCAAUAGCUUUGGGUGUUGGAAUAUUAGUUCUGUGGUAG